This is a messenger RNA of Plasmopara halstedii, 315 nucleotides long. RefSeq lists its product as uncharacterized. The transcript has a single exon. The coding region runs from base 1 to 315 and encodes 104 amino acids. Lineage: Eukaryota; Oomycota; Peronosporomycetes; Peronosporales; Peronosporaceae. The record is from RefSeq and is a predicted model, not a curated record.
AUGAAAGAUCGCAAAAACCUGAUUGAUGAAAUGUUUACUCAAACGCAAGCGUUUCUUCAGCAUCUGCACAGAAACGAAGUCGAUAUGGACCGAGCAUUUGAUAUCUUGGAGCUGCCCAAAAAAACAAGAGAAAAUAUUAAAAUACAUGACAAAAUCAAUUUUUCUGCUGGCGCUCCUGUCCCAAACUUGGAUCAGUCAUCUGCAGCAGCUGCAUUCGUUAUAAAAGAGCUGAAUAAAAAAACAAGUUUCAUAUCGGCAAUUCUAUUGAUAUUUCGAAGAAAAUCACGAGUGGCUAGUGCAGAGUUUGUACCGUAA